Molecule: messenger RNA, 2676 nt
Organism: Suricata suricatta (meerkat)
Lineage: Eukaryota; Metazoa; Chordata; Mammalia; Carnivora; Herpestidae
Product: paraneoplastic antigen-like protein 8A
Exons: 2
Coding region: 338-1825 (495 amino acids)
Source: RefSeq, a predicted model, not a curated record
CUGGGCUCCGCGCAGCUGCGGGGACUCUAGGCGAGACGUCGCGUGACCCGCCGGGGGCCGGAGCGGGGGCGGACGCCGGCUUCUCGACUCUUCCAGCCGGGAACAGCCGGCCUGGGCGUCCCGGGAGGCCUGCCCUCAGCCCCAUCCGACCGGGCGGCCGGAGACGGGGCAGCAAGGAUCCCUGCCCAGCGGCCGCCACCCAGACUAGGGGCAGGGCCCGGCGGUUUUCGGCCUGUCGCAGGACACGUGGUUAAUAUUUGGGGACCGCUGCAAGUUCUCAUCCACCUUAUUGACUGUUCGGUGCCCGUGGGAUUAGAGCCACCGGGUGUCCUCCACCAUGACCAUGAACCUUCUGGAGGACUGGUGCCGAGGGAUGGAAGUGGACAUCCACAGGUCCCUGUUGGUCACGGGCAUCCCAGAGGACUGUGGUCAAGCAGAGAUUGAGGAGACCUUGAAUGGGGUCCUCUCCCCGCUGGGCCCGUACUUUGUGCUGAAUAAGAUUUUUCUGAGGGAAGAGAAUGCCAAAGCAGCUCUAAUUAAGGUGGGAGAGGGUGUGAAUCUCAGGGCCAUACCCCGGGAGUUCCCGGCGAGGGGGGGAGUCUGGAGAGUGGUCUGUAGGGACCCCACCCAGGAUGCUGAGUUUUUGAAAAAUCUAAAUGAGUUCUUGGAUGCCCAGGGGCGCACGUGGGAGGAUGUGGUCCGCCUGCUCCAGCUCAGCCACCCCCCACAGCCCCAGAAUCAGCGCCCAGAGAACUGGGCAGAAGCUUUGGGGGUGCUCCUGGGGGCAGUGGUGCAAAUCGUCUUCCAUAUGGAUGCCGAGAUGCGCAGGCGGGAGGAAGUGAGGGCCCAAGAGUUGGCUGAUGCCCAGGCAGUUUCAGCUUCAGCGAGGAGGAAGGUCAAGAAGGAGCCAGGCCAGGCUGCAGAAGUCGCAUCUGCUUUGAAGAUGGAGAAUCCCAACAGCUGGAAUGACAUGGAAGACAAAGGUGACCCUCCCAAAUCUCUGGUUCGCAGAGCUGGAGCUAAAACUCGCUCCAUGAGAAAGAAGCAGAAAAAAAACCCUAAGCAGGAAUCAACACUCUGGAAGAAACCCAAAGGCCAUCAUCAUUCCAACAGCUCAGCCACCUUGGAGGAUCCUGAGGCUGAUGGUGCUGAAAAUAUGGAGGUCCCAGAACAUAUCGGGAGCAACAAAAAGCCCUAUGUGAAGGAAGAGGAGUCGGCUUUAAAGAAGCCUGCAGGAAAAUGUGCCUGGAAGGCUCCCAGCAACCCAUCCCCUGAUGCCCCGUCAGAAGCUGUGAGCCCUGGAGUUGCUUCCGAGUCAGACCAAGGUGGCAGUCAGGAGGGCCCACCAAAGAAGAAGGCCAUGGGCUGGGCCUUGGCGAAGAGCCCCGUCCCCAUGAGAAAGAAAAAGAAGGUGAGCAUGGGCCCUGUUUCUUACGUCCUGGUCGAUUCAGCAGAUGCCAAGAAGAAGCCAAUGAUGGCAAAGAAAGGGCCAGCCUCAAAAAGAGAUACAUCCGUUCAGAAGGUCCUUCGGGGACCACAGCCAGUGGAGUUGCCAGCCUCAACAUCCCAGGGCCCGAAGGCCGAGCGAGAAGGCUCCCCUCAGGCCUCCGGGGGUGAGAACGACCCCAGAAGUCAGAAUCCGGGUCGCGCUGACAAGCGGAUGAGUGGGGAAGAGCUGGAGCGCCGGGUUGGGGCAGAGGAGCUCAGGGGCCUGGCAGGUCAGGGGGUGCAUGAGGAGGACCCUGGUGCAGUGGAAGAGGCAGAUGACAUACCAGGUGAGGUUUCAGAGGAUGAGAGCCCUGGUGUCCCUCCCAGGAGCCCCUGAAGGCCAACACCGGGGCCCUCGGUGGGCAGGAGGUGGCCAAGCAAAGCCCCCGCCUCUCCUUGGUUAGUGUUGCUGUGGUAGCCUCCGUCAUUCUGCCACUCCAUCUGACCCUGGUCCUUUCAUAAGAAUCAAAUAGUUUGGAGUGAUAACGAUCGACCGAUCGAUCGAUGGAUUGUCAAGGUAGAUGGCUUUGAGGGUAGAGCUUUCUGGAGGCCCGGUUGGGGGAGAGCAACGUUCAAGCACUUGAAAGGCCCAAGGAAGUGAAAAAAAAAUCCACAUGACCCUCCUUCCCCCUUUGAACUCUUCUGGUCCACAGAACCCAGAAAGCUUUGAUUCGGAGGACCACCCACACCUGAUUGGUUGAAAGGCAUCCAAGGAAGAGAUUUCGCAUUGGGAACAAAGUUUGUUUCUUACUGAAUGAACGGUUGACUCUUAAGGACGCCAUUUGCAGAGACGGGACUCUCAGAAGGGACCUGGCCAUGAGCUCUUAGGCGGGAGAGAUUAAGGGAGGGAGGUACAUCUUGCUGCUCCUUUCUCUGCCACGCUUGCUUUUGCACCUCCCCUUGACUCACCUUCAGAGGUUGGAGGGUCACUAAGCAGAUUGGGAAAAGUCUAGAACAUUUCCCUUUACAUACACGGGCAGAAUCCCUCUUAACGUCCAUCUGUGGUCUCCCUUUCAUUCUCAUUCCCUGCUUCCUGGAUGGUCAGCCAACUUCUGCACGCAGGCCCUGGCAUUCUCUCCCACCUUCUCGGUGUUUCAGCCAUUCGUAAGUUAAACUGAGAUUUUUUUUUUAAUGUUCUUAUUUUUUUGAGAGACAGAGAGAGACAGCGUGAGCAGGGGAGGGGCAGAG